Molecule: messenger RNA, 2484 nt
Organism: Suillus subalutaceus
Lineage: Eukaryota; Fungi; Basidiomycota; Agaricomycetes; Boletales; Suillaceae
Exons: 12
Coding region: 1-2484 (827 amino acids)
Source: RefSeq, a predicted model, not a curated record
AUGACUGUUGACGAGCGUCGAACUCUUGAAGCGCUCAGAGAUGACCCCGCUCUCCUUCCUAACUUCAAGGAGGACACAGAGGACUUCAAUUUUGGCGACGUUUGCAAUGGCACUGAAUCACUUCCCAUUAGUCACGCUGGCAGUGAGUUCAGUGACCUUGCAAGAGAUGUUCUGGGAGAUAAUGGUACUCAAGGAAUGCGUGUUGACAAUCGCACUCAUCAGGAUCGUGUUCUGCGCAGGAACGAAGCUUUUAGCAAACAGAUCCCUGCAAUGACUGACGCGUACCUCGUCUGGAGUUUAGAAAAAUCUAAGAUGGGGCACCAGAUUGCUGAGAAAGUGAUACUUAAAAUAUCUUCUACAGAUCAUACCGUCGCCUCCGCACUUGUCCGUCAAGGUGUUCUACCUUGUUCUCCAAUAUCACCGGUGGUGGGUAUAACUACCGAAGCCCUUGAACUGUAUCGUGUGGCACAUCUUAGGAGCCUGCAUCUUUUGGUUCAAGCAUUUGUGAAAACUAUGUGUGAUCUACAUGGGGUUGAAUUUCAGCACCAUUUAUUACAACAAUUUUCUAUCGUGUUCGACUUAUACCUCCAAAUCAAACAAUGUGUAGCCACCAUGGUAGCAAAAGCACUCCAACGGGACUCACCUGACUGGCGUCUCAAGCACACAUGUCCGGCAUGUUCAUACAAGCUAGCUAAUGAGGAGCAGUUAACCUUCAAGAUGUUAUACGCUAUGGACGGAAACGAUUCUCUCAGCAUAUCGUCCAAACUCCCUACCGGUCAGGUACUCACCAGCGACCGCUACCUCUCUUGUACUUUCAUAGAUCAGUUUAAACAGGACUUGCUGCCUGAAACAGGCAACGAGAGCACAUCAGCAGAUAACCUGUGUGAAGGCCGUUGGAAGAAUAUGGACGAUAUGAAGACAAAGAAAGCCUGGGGUAUAUACGAUGAAACGGGUGUCUUCAUGGCUGUCUGCCAUCAUGGGUUUUGUCUCCUCAUUGUGGACAUGGUGCAGAGCGGAGAACUUGCAAAGUACCCAUUGGCCGUUGUUGCCAGGCUAUUGGAUGUAUUUGGUGACAGCUUAGGUGGUGGGUAUGAUAUCGGGUGUCAAUUCAAGGUUACCCUCAAUAAUAGUUCUCUUGGUCUGCUCGUACAUUCACUGAAUCAUACCUGCCUGGUUGGCACAUUCCACGGACAUGCGCACAGACAUUUAUGUCAGCUUUUUUUGCUCACAACUUACAUUAAAGGCCUGGGACUUGAGGACCUCGAAACGUGCGAAUGCACAUUUUCUAAAUCAAACUCCCUUGCAUCAUCCCUACACUAUGCCAGUGUAUUCCACCGCCAACAAGCCAUUGACUCGUAUUUUGAGCACAAUGAUGAUUUUGAGCUAUACGCAAAUCUUUCUAAUUUUUUACACAACAACUAUAAACAAGCCCUCGACAUAUUAGCAAAUGGCAAUGCUAUGCUACCGAACAUGAUGCGAGAUCUUGGAGUCGCAGAUGACAGCGUGUUUGAACGUUGGCUGGAGGAGGAAAAAGUCUAUUUGAAAGGUUUAAUGCAGGAGCCCGAAGAAGAAACAUUGCAAAUGGAAUAUUGGCAAAGGUUAGUCAAUCUGAAGGCGAGCAGUACACGAUGUCAUGUUGUGGAGGACUACAAGAGGAACUUGAAGCUCGUACAAGUACUAGAAUGCAAACUGGAGGUCAUCAUGCGCUGGGUUCCAGAAGAUGCUGAGUGGCAGAAAGCGGGGAGACUUGUUGCUAACAGGAGGUACCAACGGGCACUGGACCGUCUGGAGGGUCUGGUCGUGGCACAUAUUUUUGAGCUUACAAAAAUGAACAGAGCAGGGACAGGCUAUAGACUACGCAAGCACAUCGUGAAAGUGUUACAGAUGCAUUCAGUGGCCAUCAGAUCCACUCUCAAUACUUACAACACCAUUGCCACUGCGAUGUCCCCUCCCCAGCAAACACUCAAGUGGGAGGAGGUCGUCGACUACGCAUUCCUAGCUGACUUUGACCUGCUAUGCAACACACGUGCAGAUGUUUCGCAAGUCCCUUGGUCUACACCUGGAGCUCGCAGUGCAAUGGACCUCUAUUUUAAGAUGUGCCAGGUGCGGGAGGAGAUUUCUCGUCUCAAUGUUGAGAUACGCCACGGGGACAGCUAUUUGCGAACGUGUGAGGAUCAGCUCAAGUUCCUCAGCCCAGCUCUUGCGCAUCAACUUGCCAUUCAUUGCAACACUCAAGGCCGGUUCAACACACACCAUUUGAAGAGGCUUCACAACAUAUCCACACUCCCAGGUUUCAGUGGGACAUUGGUUCCUGGUCUCAGUGCACGCAUGGGUUUGGGAGAGAAUACGCAUGAGGAUCUAUAUGAGGAGGAGCAAGAGGAAGAGAUAGCAGAGGAAGCGUCCAGGAACUUGCAGGACAUCCUCCUCAUCACUGAUGAUUUUGCACGGCUCAAGCUUAAUGAUAGCUUAGUUGACUCAUCUUAA